GGUUUUAGUAACUACAUUAAAAAAAAAAAAAAAGAACCAUUUCUAUUCACCCGUUAGCCAGCCAGACAUAGCAAAUCAUCACCACAGUAGUCGAUUCAAUGGCAGUUUACUCCACUCCAUUCACUCUGCAUCACAACAAACUUUGCCUUCAAAACCAUCCAAUUGUUGCCUUAAAUCUUCACCACCAUCGUCGUUUCUCAACCAUCACCAAGUGCGUAAAUUCUUCCAAACCCAACCAUACAACUUCCAUCUGUGUUCCUGAACACGAAUUAAUGUUAAUGAAUGUUGCCACUGUCCUCCAUUCACUGGAUUUAACCAACCCAGAUCAGUGUGUUCAGUCCUACGCUUUAAUUCUUAGAAACUGUCGCAAACUCCAUAAUCUGCAACUGGGUUUACAACUUCAUGGACAUAUGAUUGUCACUGGAGUCGACUUAUGUGAGUUUCUUGGGAGUCAGUUAUUGGAAUUUUAUUGCAAGCUUGGUACUGUUGAUGACACACGCAAGUUGUUCGAUGAAAUGUCUGAGAGAAAUGUGUUUAGCUGGACUUCGGUGAUAGGGCUGUAUUCUGAACUGGGUGACUAUGAGGAAGUGAUUAGUUUGUUUUAUAUGAUGAUUGACCAAGGCGUACGGCCUGAUCAUUUUGUUUUUCCAAAAGUGUUUAAAGCGUGUGCGCAGCUCAGGGAUUAUAAGUCUGGGAAGGAUGUGUAUGAUUACAUGACAUCCAUUGGGUUUGAAGGGAAUAAUUCUGUCAAAAGGGCUUUUCUUGACAUGUUUCUUAAAUGUGGAAGGAUGGAUAUUGCAAGACGGUUGUUCGAGCAGAUGGAUUCAGUUGAUGUUGUCAUGUGCAACAUGAUGGUUUCCGGGUAUGUGUCAAAACGGGACUUUGAAAGAGCAUUGAGGUAUGUUGAUCAAAUGAGGCUUAAAGGUGUCAUGCCUGAUCGUGUUACGUAUAACACAAUCCUUAGUGGUUUAGCUCAAGUUGGACGGUUCAAAGAGGCUGCCAAAUAUUUCUCGAAAAUGGAUGGGUUUGGAGAACUAGAACCAAAUAUCGUGUCUUGGACCGCACUAAUAACAGGGAAUAUGCAGAAUGGAAGUCCCUCUCGAGCGUUGAAUAUAUUCAGGAAAAUGAUAAACAGAGGAAUAAAGCCAAACUCGACAACCAUUUCUAGUGUUAUUUCUGUGUGUACCAGCUUGUGUUUGGAAAGACUUGGCAAGGAGAUUCAUGGUUAUUGCAUAAAGACAGAAGAACUGGAUUCGAACCUUGUUGUGAACAAUGCGCUCAUUGACUUCUAUUCUAAAUCCCAGAAUGUAAACAACGGGGCAAGAAAAAAUUUCAAUAAAAUUCAACAUAAGGAUUUGGUGUCAUGGAAUUCUAUUCUUGCUGCCUAUGCUACGAAAGGUUGUCGUGACGAUGUGAUUAAAUUGCUUUACGAAAUGGAGUUGCAAGGAUUUUUACCCGACGUUAUCACGUGGAACGGAUUAAUAACAGGCUUCACUCAAUACGGUGAUGGUAAAACUGCUCUAGAAUUCUUUGCUAAAAUGUGCCAGCUCGGUGUUUCACCCAACACGACGUCUAUAUCUGGAAUCUUGACGGCUUGUGCACAAUCGAAGAAUUUAAAAAUGGGGAAAGAGAUUCAUAAUUACACAAUUAGGAAUGGAAUUGAAAUGGCCACGGGUGUCGGGAGUGCUCUCAUAGCAAUGUACUCGGGAUGUGAUGAUCUAGAAGCUUCUCACGCCGUCUUUAACGGGCUUUUAACAAAAGAUGUUGUUAUGUGGAAUUCACUUAUUGCUGCUAGUGGUAAAAGUGGGUUUGGAGUUGGUGCCUUAGAUCUAUUGCGAGAAAUGAAACUAAACAAUGCUCAACCAGAUUCAGUCACCAUGAUUUCGGUUCUGACUGCGUGUUCGAAGCUUGCUGCUUUACGCCAAGGAAGAGAGAUUCAUCAGUACAUAAUUAGACAUGGACUUGACUCGAGUAACUUUGUAUGCAAUGCGCUUAUUGACAUGUAUGGAAGAUGCGGUGCUAUCUAUAAAAGCCGUCAAGUGUUUGACUUAUCAGUUGGUCAAAGAAGAGACAUUGUGUCAUGGAAUGUGAUGAUUGCAGCAUAUGGAAUGCACGGGUUUGGUACAGAAGCUCUGAAACUAUUUAAAUACAUGACAGUUGAUGAGGGAACAAGACCAAAUCAUGUAACUUUCACGAAUCUCCUUUCAGCGUGUAGCCACUCGGGAUUAAUAACCGAAGGGCGUGAUUUGUUCGACUUAAUGAAACAAGAAUACGCGUUGGAACCAGAUAUGGAGCAAUACGCGUGUAUGGUAGAUCUAAUGGCACGUUCUGGCCAAUUAUCAGAAACACUAGAGUUCAUUGAAAAGAUGCCUUUUGAAGCUAAUGCUGCUAUUUGGGGGUCACUACUGGGCGCGUGUAGAAUCCAUUUGAAUCUUGAAAUGGCAGAACAUGCUGCAAGAUUCCUGUUUGAACUCGAACCUGAAAGUUCUGGUAAUUAUAUACUUUUAGCCAAUAUUUAUUCGAGCUUAGGGAGAUGGGAAGAUGCUUCGAGAAUAAGGUGUUUGAUGAAAGAGAGAGGUGUGACAAAAUCCCCUGGAUGUAGUUGGAUUGAAGUUGGUAGGAAAGUUUAUAGCUUUGUUGUUGGAGACACUUCACAUCCUUUUAUGGAUCAAAUUUCUGCAAAAAUGCAAAGUUUAUAUACUAAGAUAAAAGAAAAGGGGUAUGUUCCGGACACCAAGUUUGUGCUGCAAAACAUGGAAGAAGCAGAGAAAGAAAUGAUCCUAUGCGGACACAGCGAAAAGCUUGCUUUGGCAUUUGGUUUGAUUAGUACAUCAGGUUCGAGUCUGCGGAUUAUUAAGAAUUUGAGAGUAUGUGGAGACUGCCAUUCAGCAAUGAAGUAUAUAUCUGCAGUUGAGAAGAGGGAGAUCAUUAUGAGAGAUAAUUACAGAUUUCAUCAUUUUGUUGAUGGUGUAUGUUCAUGUGGGGAUUAUUGGUAAUCAGGCGAUUUGACUUGACUAGACUAGACUAGACUAGACUACACUAGAGGUGUGGGGGCUGUGUAUAUGUGCUGUGUGAAUUCUUUUGUGUAUUUAUUAUCAUGUUGAAGGUAAGAAAUCCCAAACACUCUAAGAAAACUGCUUAUCUGCUGCUGUAACAAACCUUAAGAAGUUGUAACAGAAUUAGACUUUUUUCAA
Messenger RNA from Helianthus annuus (common sunflower), 3194 nucleotides. RefSeq names its product pentatricopeptide repeat-containing protein At4g21065. The record is from RefSeq and is a predicted model, not a curated record. Gene Ontology annotation, biological process: RNA modification. Bases 99 to 2996 code for a protein of 965 amino acids. The transcript has a single exon. Lineage: Eukaryota; Viridiplantae; Streptophyta; Magnoliopsida; Asterales; Asteraceae. Gene Ontology annotation, molecular function: zinc ion binding; RNA binding; protein binding.